Messenger RNA from Hippoglossus stenolepis (Pacific halibut), 7721 nucleotides. RefSeq names its product XK, Kell blood group complex subunit-related family, member 6a (gene xkr6a). Gene Ontology annotation, biological process: engulfment of apoptotic cell; phosphatidylserine exposure on apoptotic cell surface; apoptotic process involved in development. NCBI's taxonomy places the organism in Eukaryota, Metazoa, Chordata, Actinopteri, Pleuronectiformes, Pleuronectidae. The coding region runs from base 548 to 2245 and encodes 565 amino acids. Gene Ontology annotation, cellular component: plasma membrane. The record is from RefSeq and is a predicted model, not a curated record. The transcript has 4 exons.
GAGAUGCAGAGAGAGAGAGAGCUGCAGAGAGGAGGAGCGGGUGAGCGGCUGCAGGUGAUUCCGGGAACCUGCGACCUGGGAGCGGGUGGACUGAGUGGUGGGAGUCGGGGGGUCUCCGGUUACGCACGAGUCGUGGUGUGGGGGUAGCGCGGUGUCCGGUGCGCGCACAAACCAACACACGCGUCUUGAGAGCAGCGGGAGAUGCAUUACGUCAUAGCCUCCCGUCGCCCUAGAUGACCGCGCGCGCAGGACGGGACGAUGCGGGGCUGCGGGACUAGAACGGAAACCGAUUCCGCUGCUGCCCACGAGCGCCCGGUGGCGGAGCCUCGACCGGACGCGGAAGAAGCGGAGCCGCCUUCGCGCGGCCGCCGGCUCUGAUGGCUCCUCGCGCCCCGGGCGAGAACGAGUCACAGCAGUCGCCGCGGCGCGUGAGCAGGGAGCGGGGCAGCGGGCUUGUGGGAAGUGACGUGGUGUCCGCGCCCCGCGAGAAAGCACCACGGUGCGGUUGUCGUGCAUUUCGCAGGAGGGCAGGAGCGGGAAGGGGAACAUGGCCGCGCAGUCGGACGGCGGCAAAGCCGGGGUCGGCGGCGGUUUCGCGCAGCUGUACGAUGUUGACGGCGAGGAGCCGCUGGACUCCGCCGCGAUCCACAUCUGCCAGUGCUGCCGCACCUCCGCCUGCUACUGGGGCUGCCGCUCCGCCUGCCUCGGCUCCCUGCUCGGCGGGGGCCAGCCCCCCGGAGGGCUCGGUAUCCGGGAGUCUCACUGCCCGCCCCGGGAGCAGCUGUGGCUGGACUGCCUCUGGAUCAUCCUCGCCCUCCUCGUCUUCUUCUGGGACGUUGGCACGGACCUGUGCCUGGCGGCGGACUACUACCGCCGGCAGGACUACCUCUGGUUCGGCCUCACUCUCUUCUUCGUGCUGGUGCCGUCGGUGCUGGUCCAGACCCUGAGCUUCCGCUGGUUCGUGCAGGACUACACGGGCGGGGGGCUCGGGGAGGUGGAGGGGCUGAGCAAGAGGGGCGCGGUGGCUCUGGGGUGCCUGUACCCCGGCAGGGACCGCCUGCAGCUGGCCACCAUCUGGCUGUGGCAGGCCAUCAUACACAUCCUCCAGCUGGGACAAGUGUGGAGGUACAUCAGGACCCUGUACCUGGGCAUCAUGUCCCGGCGGCAGAAGGAGUACCAGCGGCGGUGGUACUGGGCCAUGAUGUUCGAGUACGCGGACGUCAACAUGCUGCGGCUGCUCGAGACCUUCCUGGAGUCGGCGCCUCAGCUGGUCCUGCAGCUGUGCAUCAUGAUCCAGGAGAACCGGGCCGAGACGCUGCAGUGCAUCUCCUCCCUGGCCUCCCUCCUGUCUCUCGCCUGGGUCCUGGCCUCCUACCACAAACUCCUGCGCGACUCUCGGGACGACCAGCGUGGCAUGAGCUACCGCGGGGCGCUGCUGCACCUCUUCUGGCGCCUCUUCACCAUCUCGUCCCGCGUCCUCUCGCUCGCCCUCUUCGCCUCCCUCUUCCACAUCUACUUCGGGAUCUUCGUGGUGCUCCACUGGUGCGCCAUGGCCUUCUGGGUGGUGCACGGCGGCACCGACUUCUGCAUGUCCAAAUGGGAGGAGGUGCUCUUCAACAUGGUGGUCGGCAUCGUGUACAUCUUCUGCUGGUUUAACGUGAAGGAGGGCCAGACGCGGUACAGGAUGGUGGCGUACUACACCGUGGUGUUGGCGGAGAACACCAUCCUCACUGGGCUGUGGUACGCCUACAGGGAUCCGGUGUUGACCGACUCCUACGCCUUCCCCGCACUGUGCAGCGUCUACCUGACGUUCGCCGGGGGGGUCCUGGUCAUGAUGCUGUACUACGGCUUCCUCCACCCGGCCACUGCCCACAUGCAGCCGAGCCCCGCCUCCACCUGCUGCGCCCAGCUGCUCUGGGGUCUCCCUCUGCCCCCGUCGGCCCCGCCAACCGCCCCGCCCACCCCAGCCCACAUGACCAAGUCCCAGACGGAAGAGGACGUGGCCGGGACGUGUCUUCCCGUGUUCCAGGUGAGGUCGGCGCCCCCCACGUCCAAGCCAGGAGGGCCGCUCAUAAAGAUCGACAUGCCGAGGAAGCGUUACCCGGCGUGGGACGCCCACUACGUAGACAGGCGCCUGCGGAGGACUAUAAACAUCCUGCAGUACAUAACGCCAGCUGCCGUGGGCAUUCGCUACCGUGAUGGACCCCUACUGUAUGAACUGUUACAGUACGAGUCCUCACUCUGACACACACACACACAUAUAUACACACAAGCACAUGUGCCACCAUGAAAAGAUGUUUGUAUACAUGGAUGUUCAGAUUUAGAGAAGAUAUAUAAAAACACACAAUGGCACACUUGGUAUAAGCACACAGACACAAAAGCAAUCGGACACAACUCACACUCACACUUUCCUGACCCACAGACACACACACACACCCCUCGUGGGGACCUCCGACCCGCGAGUCCCACCGGCCACGACUCAACAAGCUGCUUCAGCGCGAGUCCAUCUCUUCCUCUCUCCAUCCCUCCGUCUCUGAUGGCUCUUCCUCUGGCGUCGUUUCUUUUGAUUUCGCACGUCUACGCUCUGCUGUGAAGAAAACAACAACAAAAAAAAUUGAAAAGCGAGCUCAGUUUCCCGUCGGGGUCUUUGACCCCUGCAUGCCGUUUGUGUUGCGUCGCUCACACUCUUCACGGGUUUCGGUAAAAUAAAAAGACGUGACAAAGAAAAGACCAAACGUCACUUUUAAGUAAAAGGAGUUUGUGAACGUGUUGUCGUUAGUCUAGUCAAAAGGUGGUGUAUAUAUUUUCUAUGUAGAGAAGGGAGGCUUCUUACGUACCGUUACGUUGUUGUCGACUGCGAACAAAGCAGUAGAACUCGUCGUGUUUUGACAAAGUUACUGGAAGAUAAUGAUGGGAUGAGACAAGAGGAUUGUUAAAAACUUAAAGAUACAGCGAGCGACAGCCUCUCAAUAGGUUUGGCAGAGUUAGAUAAGAAGAUUGAUAUCGGUCUCAUGUUUGUGAAAAUUGGCCAUUAAACAUUAAAAAUACCUAAAAGUAUUUAAGAUGAUAGAGUAAAUAUAAGUGUUUAAGACUCUCAACUCUCACGCUGCUUUAUGCAUGUGUACCCGAAAAGAAAAGUGCUUACCUGUUUGGACAAUGGCAAAACUGAGAGAAAUUCAAGUUUUCAACAGAGAGAGCGAAUGCGAGACUAAUUCUUUUUGAUCUCUGUCUGCUACAUUUUCCCGUGUGUGAUUUCCUCAUCACGUCGGUCCCAUGGUCACACGGUGCUGCCAAUGAAGCUGAUGUAAAACAGUUUUGUGCUUCAAUUGCCGAGGCCCUCCCGAUGACUUGUCUCCUCUUUGUGCCGCGUCCAGCAUCGCCUCCUCCAAAGCCGCCCACGGCUGAGCUGUGAUGAGUCGCUUAUUAUUUAUUUUUCUGUUUGUUUAUCCCUGUAAUCCAAGCUGUUACAUUGGCAGGCGACAACAAAUGAGCCGAGUUUAUCAGUCAUCAGCCCGUCGACGGGAGCGUCGCUCUGGAAAUCUCGCGCCGUAAUCGGGCCGCGAGGGGGGACAAGGGGUUUGGAAAGUGGUGAAAGAGCCGUUCGAUGCUUCACAACAAGCGGUAGAGCAGGUGAAACCCGGCCAUGAGCCAUUUCAGAUACUCCUCUGCUCUUAUUCCAAGAGGAUUGAGCAGGUGGAGGAGAAGAGUGGAUGAAUUGUGUUAAAAGGGGUAGUUCGACAUAUUGUGUUGUGUUUCUUGUCCAGAUUGGUCAAAUAACACAUUUCUCCAGGUGGACAGCAGGCUGAAAGCUGCUUUUUGGGGUUUUCUGGGCUGAAUUACUCAGAAAAUUACCUGAUUGGAAUCCCUCCUUUUUUAGCUUCUAAUGUCCGAGGAUUUGGUGAUUUUGAGUAAUCUGAAUGAUACAAUACACAUUUUUUUAGAUGUCACCUUCAAAAUGGACUUCCGGUGGUUCAAAUUAGAGUAGCCUAAGAAAAAAUAGCAUUUUCCAACUCUGACAAGUACUCGACUAUCAGCGGACACAGAAAACAGAAAGUGUGGUCAGUGGGAACCAGCUGAUAUCAAACAGAGUCAAGGAGCCUGGCACAAACAUGUUGAAGUAUCCCUUUAAGCGCAAACAUGAACAAGGAGCGAGCUUGCAUUACUUUUUUCCGCGGUGCUAGUUGAUUUAAAAACAAAUAGAUAGCUGCAGACUGGCAAGUAGCUUUAGUGCGAACGCGCGACAGACGCAGCAGUGUUCAUAUGGUGCAACGCGCUCGAGCUCAAGAGUCGAUUGGCUGCUAAUCCCACUUCAUAUGGUGCAAAUAUAAAAAAAACACACAUGUACUUAUGGUGCAAUAAGGGCAGAUUGUCUCUUUGAAUUGAGUACUGCCUUCAGUUAUCGGCCAAGGCUGUGCCAAAGGCUCCGUCCAAACGGACAACUGCUCUUCCUGUCCUGCAGAAGCUAUGCAAGUCUCCGACGCAGGGAGAUGUGCUUAGUGUACAUGCUCACACACACACAAACACACACACACACACACACACACACAUAAACACACACACAGGGUUUUCUUCCGCAGCAGCGAGAUAUGCUUAGUACACACACACAAUUAGAAGUAGUGUAACAACAUGGGAGAUGUCCCUACCUCACCUCUGACACACACACUGACACACUGAUGUCCAAUAGUCCCUCACCCCUUUAUAAUUUGGGAACAAUAUUCAUAUGGUGCUAUUGAGUCAAGCUGGGUGGUUUUUGUAUAGUUGUGGUUACAGUGGUCAGAAGAAUUUAGCCAAAUAUGUUUAGAAAAGUGUGUGAAGAGUGUUUCACAUUAAGAUUGAUCGAAUGGUGUAAUUCAAUCAAUCCGACUCCUCGUGUGGAGAGUGUACGUAAAAAAGCAGCAACACCUUCCGUCCCUGUGGGAAAAAGCAACAAUGCCUUAACCGCUCGACACAAAGUGGAGGUGGGUUAUUUCCUUUGAUGGUUACGUGCAAAAACAUCGGGAAGGUGGUGAUUGCUUUAGGUACACACUCCAAACUGGACAUGCGCUGUACGUUCAGCGUGGGUUCAGGGUGUUGGAGCACAGCCGUCAAGAGGAAAACAGCGUAUCAUGUUAGCUCGUUGUCCUAAAAGCCGAACACGUGCCAUUUAGAGAACACAGUCGGGCAUUUUCAGUUCGUAAUCGUGAAUUUCUUGCAUGAAUGUUCUAGAUUUGAGGGCCAACGUGCUCCUAUAGGAAAAUAAAAGGUUACUACAGAGGUUUGAAGAGUCACAGCUUCGUAUGUGCUUCUGGGUUGUUAGAGGGAGAUUAAUGCUGAGCUCCGAGAGCAGCUGUCCCACCGGAUCCCCCGGCGCUGACCCCUCACCCGCCCCCUUUGCACCUCGAGCUCCAGCCAAUCAGAGAUCAGGUUUAACACAGCCAAAUCAGGUUUGACACAACCAAAAAAACAAUAUACAGUUCCUUCUUUGUAUGGAACCAAUCACGUGUGGCGUUCAGACUCGGUUGUAGCCUCAGAAACUGCAGGUGUCAUCCCCAUUUUUGAUUCAGGUUCCAUCCAAUCCAUGAAUCCAGACUCUGCAGUCGAGUCUGCACGCUGCAAAUGAUGAGUUUCUUCUCUUUAAUCCAAAAACAAACAAACAACCGCAGCCUUAACCCGGCCCACUCUGGAGGAAAUGAAGAUCCAGUCAGUUAUUGUACGGCUACACAUCCGCAGCUAUGCAAGGUUGCAGGCAAGAAAGGUUCUGGGCUUUGGAAAACCUUUACAAAUAGAUACCACAUCACUGUACUCUUGUUUUUAUCAUGACUUUUAGCCUUUGGAGGUGGUUCAAGUGUUAAAUGUGCAACGAUGUAACCAUUUGUUUGAAUUCUUUGUAGGUUUUUCUGUGUUUAUGUUCAUUUUUAUGCUUUUAAUUUAUUAUUUUUCUCUCAAUCAAGUUUGUUGAUGGGAUAAAAUUAGUCAGAAAACUGUGUAAUGCUUCUUGACCUUGGAGUCCAGAGGUCAAGAUUCAUGAUGGAUGCAACCUCCCGACUGAGAAAUGUGCAUCUGAUUGAAAGAAUCCACACAAAAGUUCCAUUAUCAGGGUCUGCAAAGCAUAUGAGGCCUGUAGUUAGGAUGUGUGUGUGAGCAUGUGUGACUUGUGUGUGCGUGUGUGCGUGUCUGUAUUAGUGAUGCUUCAUAUGCGUUUUCUUUAGCCAAAGUUUGACUUGCUUGGUCCAGAGCUGCGAGAGGAGCAUCGUCACUCAUCUUGGUUUCGUAGAACUCGAGGCCCAGACGCUGUUUCUGACCUCAGACCAGUUUCAACCAGAUCUGAGUUCAACUGCAAUUGAAAUCCUGACGUUUGGUUUGGCACAAAUACACAAAUUCUGUGACUGAAGGCGAUUUUCCGUGGUUCGACUCAGAUCUGGUCACUAAAAGCACAGAGCCGGGUCGAAUCGAACCUGAACGUGGACGUACCUGUAAGAUGUACCAUGAGCUUUUACUUUGUCACUAUGUUCUUCAGCUUGAGAAAAAAAGAAAAAAAAAGUAGCUCUAGAGAAUUCGAUGUGCAAAAGUAGCUUUGAUUUUCUGUGGUUGGCCUUUUGAUUGUAAAUACCUUCUUCUGGUAAUCCUCCUAUGUUCCAUGAGUUCGCGUAGAUGGCUCGUUCAAAUGUACCGAUAGUAAAUGUUCUUUCUAAAUAACCCAGAAUGUACGACGAGAGGAGAAAAAUACGGCUUGACUGGAAACUGUGUUUUCGUAGGAGUCUGUGCCAUCGUGUUGUCUUGAGUAUAAGCACACCGAUAUUACAUGUUUAGGCAGGAUGACGUUUUUGGAGGUGAUCUGCCAGACGGCCAUCUGAAGAGAAACUAUCCCUUCAAAAAAUUGUUUAAUUAAACAACAAACUUUUAAAAUGAUUGCGUAAAAGCAUCUUUAAAACUCUCAAAUUGACAUGUUAAAUCUAAUUGGUGAAAUUUGUACAAAUAUUCACCUUAUUCCCUUUGCCGCUUCCGUUAAUCUUUAUAUUUAAGCGUACAAGCGAUGUACAAUUUUUCCAAAUCGAACUCUCGGCAAGAAAUUGAAUGUUUCCCAAACGAUUAUUUUCAAGGUUGCGAGCUCCCGCAAAUUAAAUUCCAUUGGCUUUUCGUCAGCGGCCGUCUGGCUCACACCUCCCGACUUCACCACAGAAACGAUGGCUGUCGUCAUCAACCGUGUUCAAACCGCUCCUGCGUCAGCUCAUUAACAUAAAUACAACAAAAAAAACACCAUUCAGGGAAUCUUCCGCUCUUUGGAGGCAUUCUCAAAUUCACACCGAAUGUUUCCGACCAACCGUAAAGCGACAGAAACCAGAAGCUCUGAUGUCUCUGGUUUGUGUUUUCAAGUACAAGGAUUCUGGGGAAGAGUUGAAUGAUAUUUUCAGUGGCUCCAGGCGGCCAGCGUUAGGAAAUACGUUAUUUUUGUUACAAUACCUCCUGAAAAAUAAAGUCUAUUUAUCUGUGAAGAAACAAAGAUUUACAGUGAUACCGAUACAGUAACUACAUAGAAAUGAUGACAGAUUUUAACUGAUAUAAAAAACGGAUAUAAAUGGAAAACAUGUACAGUCCAUUUGGUUUGGAACAUGAUACAGAAAUGUAUGUGUCAGUAUUGAGUUUGAUUUUAUAUAUUUACCAUUUUAUUACAUUGUAACAUUGUGACUGCUAUGGAGAAAAAAAAAAAAGAAUAUAAAGGAAUAUAAAUUAAUUUUUCCAAA